AUGCAACCACUCUUUCGGCCGCGACGAGCAAUAUGGCAACGGCGGCGGUCACUUAUAGCCGCACUCCCACUCCCACUCUCAGAUCAACCACACUCUUUCCCUAUUCCAGCGUCAGUGGCAGUUUCAAUACCAGCGGCACGACGGCACCUGCUGACCACUUCGAGAACGAGGGGACCUUCUCAGCCUCCCCUUCUUGAAGAGACAGUGGGCGAUAACUUUGCCCGGAUCGUCUCUGCGCACGGGGACCGCCAUGCCGUCGUCUCCAGACACCAGCGCAAGCGUCUGACCUACAACGAGCUGGACCUUAAUAGCAAUGUGCUGGCACGGGGUCUACAAAGUCUAGGAGUCAAGAAAGGCGAUCGAGUGUGCGUUUCUUUGGGAAACAACCUCGAAUUCGCAACGAUAACAUAUGCCUUGUUCAAACUGGGCGCAAUCUUGGUUCCGCUGAACCCAGCGUUCACGGCGGCCCAGAUGAUCUCGGCCUUCAACCACUUGUCGGCGACCCAUCUGGUGAUCGGGACCGAAACGAAUCUCCCGUUCAAGCCUCCCCGGUCGAAUGUUCCUAUACUCGAAGCGAUAGUUCCAGACCUGACCGCCGCAACCCUCGCUUCGGAAGCGAUCCCGUCUCUGAAGAACAUAAUUCUGGUGGACAAUUCGUCCGGGCGAGUAGACGCAGCCGAGUUCCGCGCGACAAGACCAUGGUCCUCGAUCUCCCAAGACACGGACACGCGCCCGCCUACGCCGGACGCCCCACUAUCAAAUCGUGAAGUGGUCAAUAUCCAGUUCACGUCGGGCACGACAUCCAUGCCCAAGGCCGCUUGUCUUUCUCACCGGUCGAUUCUCAACAACGGGCAGCAAAUAGGCGAUCGAAUGCUUCUCACACCAGACGACGUCGUAUGUUGCCCACCCCCACUGUUUCACUGCUUCGGCUGUAUUCUAGGCUACAUGGCCACGGCCACACAUGGCUCGAGCAUAGUGUUCCCGACUGAGGCUUUCGAUCCACUUGCGGCUCUCAAGGCGGUCCAAGAAGAAAAAGCCACGGCCCUGUACGGCGUGCCAACCAUGUUCCUGUCUCAACUCGAGCUCAUCGACGACGGGGUGAUCGCGAAUGAAGGUUUCCAAUACCUUCGCACAGGCAUCGCCGCGGGGUCUUCCAUUCCUGCUGAGUUGAUGAAGAAGCUCCACAGGGUGCUCAAUCUGACUGAAUUGACCAUUUGCUACGGCAUGACGGAGACAUCGCCUGUGUCCGCAAUGACCACGACUGACGACCCGAUAGAAAAGCGCAUCAACACCGUCGGUCGACUCCUUCCGCACGUCGAAGCCAAAGUCGUCGACCCCUUUAACCAUGAUCGUGUCCUCGGUAUUGGCGAACGAGGUGAACUUGCCGUGUCUGGAUAUCUCGUCAUGAAAGAGUAUUGGGACCAACCCGAAAAGACGGCCGAGGUUAUGAAGGCUGACGCGGAGGGGAAGGUGUGGAUGCAUACGGGCGACGAAGCGUCCAUGGACGAGGAAGGAUACGUAAGUAUCACAGGGCGGAUAAAGGACCUAAUCAUCCGUGGCGGCGAGAACAUACACCCUCUCGAAGUGGAGAAUUGUCUGUUUGCACACCCGAAGAUUGCUGAGGUUAGCGUCGUGGGAUUGCCGGACCAGAAAUACGGCGAGAUCGUGACUGCUUUUGUGGUCAGAAGGCACCAUUUACCGUCUGGAGAGUCGCCCAUCACGGCGGACGAAGUCAGAGCGUGGGUCAAGGACAGGAUGAGCCAUCAUCUCGUCCCAAAGUAUGUGUUCUUUGUCGAUGAUUACCCAAAGACGGCGAGUGGGAAAAUUCAAAAGUUCAAGUUGAGAGAACUGGGGGUGAAGCUGCUCGAAAAGGGAGAGGGUCUGAAAUGA
Molecule: messenger RNA, 1890 nt
Organism: Exophiala spinifera
Lineage: Eukaryota; Fungi; Ascomycota; Eurotiomycetes; Chaetothyriales; Herpotrichiellaceae
Exons: 2
Coding region: 1-1890 (629 amino acids)
Biological process (GO): fatty acid metabolic process
Molecular function (GO): medium-chain fatty acid-CoA ligase activity
Source: RefSeq, a predicted model, not a curated record